This is a messenger RNA of Coffea arabica (coffee), 2124 nucleotides long. RefSeq names its product patellin-4-like. The record is from RefSeq and is a predicted model, not a curated record. Lineage: Eukaryota; Viridiplantae; Streptophyta; Magnoliopsida; Gentianales; Rubiaceae. Gene Ontology annotation, molecular function: lipid binding.
AGCGAAACGGGCUGACAACGAGUGGUGUAAGAUUUGUGCGCUUUAUCUGUAAACACUUCUCUCAGUGGCUUUCUCUGUCUCUUUUUCCGUUCUUCGGGCCCGUGUGUAGGUCUCGGUAUUUCCCUUGCACGUAAAUAGACGUCCAACAGAAAUUUCAAGAAUGGCAGAGGCGGCAAAACCAGAAGGUAUCAGGGCGCCCGAUAUUGAUGUUUCUCGGGAACCAGCGGGACCAUCUCCAGAUGUCAAGGCCAAUGAGGCUGCUCAAGAAGAAGGUGCCAAGGUCGGCAAAGAAAAUGGAGAGUUACGGAAACAGAAGCAACCCCAAGUAGAGGAGGAGGUAGAUGCGAAUGAUAGAGGUGAGGAAUCGACAUCACCCAGAACAAAGGAGAAGGUUGAAGAGAAUGCCCAAGGCGAGCCUUCUUCAUCCCCUAAAACGGAAGAUAAUCUAGAUGCAAAAGAGAAGGUUCACGUUUCAUCACCCAAUGCAGAGGAGAAGCAGGGAGAUGCAGUUGAUGUAGCAGGAGAGACUUCGUCAUCCGUUGCAACCGAUAAGGGGGAUUAUUUGAAAAGCGACGAAAGUGAUCUGCUUUCUGAUUUAAAGGAGAAUGAAAGGAAGGCAUUGGAAGAACUUAGAUCGAUUGUUGAAGAAGCCAUUUUGGCAAACAAACUGUUCCAGGAGAAGAAGCGGGAGCAGAAGGAAGAGCCUGAUCCAAAUGAGGAAGAAUCCAAGAAAUGCGAGCCAAAAGAAAAACAAAUAGAGUCGAUAGAAAACGAGAAACACAAUGAUGUAUAUGAGGGAAAGUCAGACAGAGGAAAGGCUAAGGUAGAAGAUGAAGAAGAGGAGGUUAAAUGUGUUGGCAACGAUGCAGGUGUUUCGUCCCUCUGCAUCUGGGGUGUGCCUUUAAUGCCAAGUAGAGGACACAAGGGAACAGACGUUAUUCUGUUGAAGUUCUUGAAAGCCAGAGAGUUUAAGGUCAAUGAUGCCUGGGAAAUGUUGAGAAGCACCCUUCAAUAUCGGAAGGAGAAUAACAUUGACUCGAUUCUGGAAGAAGAUUUUGGGUGUGAUUAUGAGUCAAUGUGCUCCAUGAGUGGAGUGGACCGUAGAGGCCACCCGGUUUGUUACAAUGUCUAUGCAGUAUUUGGGAAUGAUGAUUUGUACAAUAAGACUUUUGGAACACAAGAGGGCCGGGAGAAAUUUUUAAGGUGGAGGCUGCAGUUGAUGGAGAGGCAGAUUCAGAAGCUCGAUUUCAGGCCCGAGGGAGUUUCCUCAUUGCUCCAAAUCAACGAUCUUAAGGAUGCCCCCGGACCAUCGAGGAAGGAUCUCCGUCUUGCCCUUAGACAAGCUGUGGCCCUGCUUCAGGAAAACUAUCCUGAAUUUGUAGCCACAAAUAUAUUCAUCAACGUCCCGUUCUGGUAUUAUGCCUUCAACGCACUUCUAUCUCCUUUCUUGACACAAAGGACUAAGAGCAAAUUCGUGUUUGCGCGUGCAAACAGGGUCACAGAAACCCUUCUCAAGUACAUUGCUGGGGAGGAAAUCCCAGUCAAUUAUGGAGGGCUCAAGAGAGAGAACGAUCCUGAUUUUUCCACGGACGAUGGUGUUUUUGAUGUCACCGUCAAGGCAGGAUCAACUGAAACCAUCGAGAUCCCUACACCAAAGGCCGGAAGCACUUUGGUGUGGGACCUGACUGUGAUAGGUUGGGAGGUAAAUUACAAAGAGGAAUUUGUUCCAAGCAAUGAAAGCUCUUAUACCAUCAUUGUCAAGAAAGAGAGGAGGAUAGGGUGGCAGGAAGGAUCUGUUCGUAACUCUUUUAAAAGCAAUGAACCUGGGAAGGUUGUGAUCACCAUUGAAAACGGACAAUUUAGAAGGAAACGAGUCCUAUAUCGUUACAAAAUUAAGGAUGCUAGCCUUUGCUCUUCUUCCUGUUGAGAAUUGGUUGAUCAUCACAAAAUCUCCCUUGUAAAUUUGGGUAUAGACCACCGUUUUCACUUCUGUUCUUUUUGUGGUUAUUGUUCCUGUAGUUUAUGAUAAGCCUUACUUGCCUUGCACUCCACCUUAAAUGUGCAAUUAGGCAAGGCUCUUAUACAGUUCACAUGGCAUCCAGAGUAAUAAAAAAAUCUUUAGCA